AACAUGAUCAACUAAAAGGACUAGUACAUGUGCUACCGGACUGCUGGAGUUAGAUAUAUGACUGUCUUAUAUAUAGAUGUAUACCGACUGAGAUUUUGCAACAGUAGUGACUCAACAUUGAUCAAUCAAUAAUGAUGGGGAACAAUAAGCACCUGCCCAUUUUUAAUGAUAAUGUUGUUGUUUCAUUAUUGUUGCUGUUGCUCAUUUUCAUCUUCAGUUGUACUUGUGCUUCAGCAGCUCUGAUCACUUCAUUCCAUAAAGAUCAACUCACAUCUAUCCUAGGGGAAGAUAGUGUGGGACAUUCGAGAAAUGGGAUCUUGAGCUCUUCAUCCUCAGCUGAAGCUCCUGCUCCUGCCAAUGAACCAUCUGAUGCACUUGUGUUGGCAGGGUCAAGAACAAAGAGGCCUGAUAUCCUUAACAAAUUCAGGCGGUAUCGAGGUGGAUGGGAUAUUACUGAUAAGCAUUAUUGGGCGUCUGUUGGAUUUACAGGGGCUGCUGCUCUGAUUCUUGCUAUCUUGUGGUUUCUGCUAUUUGGGCUAGCCAUGAUCACACAUCACUUUUUUGGAUGGAGACUAAUAGAUAUCAAAGGCAAGGAAUCCCGACGUUCCCAGAUGAUAUGCCUGAUUUUGCUUAUCAUUUUCACAUGUGCGGCAGCGACUGGAUGCAUCCUACUUUCAGUCGGGCAGGAUGAGUUUCAUACUGAGGCGGUGGACACGUUAAAUUACGUUGUUAACCAAUCAGAUUACACUGUUCAGACACUAGUAAAUGUUACUGGGUAUUUAUCACUAGCAAAAACCGUCAACGUGGCACAGUUUUAUCUUCCUUCAGAUGUAAAAGACAGUAUUGACAAGCUAAAUGUUGACUUAAAAGCCGCCUCAGAUACGUUGGGUCGAAAAACUCACCAGAGUUCAAGAAAAAUAAGAACCGUCUUUGAUGCUGUGCGAUCUUCAAUGAUUACGGUUGCAAUAGUAAUGCUUGUAGUUUCUAUUCUAGGCCUUUAUUUGUCAAUUGUUGGUCACAAGAAUGCAAUCCACUUAUUUGUUAUUGGUGGAUGGUUGCUUGUUGUGGUUACUUUUAUUCUAUGUGGCGUUUUUGUGAUCCUCAAUAAUGCAAUCUCGGACACGUGUUUGGCUAUGGACCAGUGGGUGGACCACCAGCAUGCAGAAACUGCUCUUAGUAACAUUCUUCCUUGUGUUGACCAGAGAACGACGAACCAGACUUUAUAUAAAAGUAAACAGGUUAUCAAUGAUCUUGGAAAUAUAGUCAACGGAUUCAUAGGGUCGUAUGCCAAUUCAUAUGGGCUGCCAUCAGGAAAUUCCAACUUUUAUAACCAAUCGGGCCCUCUAAUGCCAUAUGUUUGCUCUCCAUAUGACUCGCAACUCCAAGAACGAGAUUGUUCAUAUGGAGAAGUCUCGAUGGCAAACGCCUCCCUGGUAUGGCAAAAUUACACAUGUACAGUCUCGGAAGCUGGAAUAUGCACCACCACUGGAAGAUUGACACCCGAGAUGUACCAGCAACUAGUCGGGGCAGUGAACAUAAGCUACGCCCUCCACCAUUACACUCCACCGUUACUCAGUUUCCAGGACUGCAAUUUUGUCCGGGAAACAUUCACAGCCAUUACCUCUGACCAUUGUCCACCGUUACAACACCACCUGCGGUUAGUGAAUGCAGGUUUAGCCCUAGUCUCUGUAGGAGUAAUGCUUAGUCUUGCACUUUGGAUAGUAUAUGCAAACCGCCCCCAAAGGGAGGAAGUGUUUGCUAAGAUUACAUCCAAGAUUAAAGGCAAAUGCAAUGGAAAGCUGUGUCGUGGUGACCAUACAGUCGAUGUGCAAACGAGAAACAUAACAAGUCAAAUAACCGAAGUUUGAGAUGUAAGAAAGUAUUAGAUUCUAGAAUGAUUCCAAAAUCGGGUAUUUUCUUGUUGUAAACUAUGUAUAGUUACUUUCGGCUGUGAUCUAAGAUCUAGUCGAGCAUGAUUUUGAGGUUCAAUAAUUUCCCCAACCGCCAAUAAGGCAAUAAUGUAUUUGAUCUUAUUCAGUUCUAAU
This is a messenger RNA of Erigeron canadensis, 2045 nucleotides long. RefSeq lists its product as uncharacterized. Lineage: Eukaryota; Viridiplantae; Streptophyta; Magnoliopsida; Asterales; Asteraceae. The record is from RefSeq and is a predicted model, not a curated record. Gene Ontology annotation, cellular component: membrane. The coding region runs from base 132 to 1868 and encodes 578 amino acids. The transcript is spliced from 9 exons.